AUGUCCGAGUCUGUCUCAGUCCGUUCCGCUCUGAAGCAGCACAAUGGAGUUAUUCGCCUGAUGGAAGCCCACGAUCCAGUCUCGAGUGAUAUUGUUCGAAACUUCCAGAUUCAGGGAAAUGGCUUCCAGGGUCUAUGGGUCAGUGGCCUAACCCAGACCACCCAUCUUGGGAUUCCUGAUACCGAGAUCAUAACCCCUCUUCUGCGUGCAACCCUGCUAGCAGCAACCCUCAAAUCGGGUUCACCAGGCGACCGUAAGCUGUGUGCAGCCUUUGAUGCUGAUAGUGGAGGAGACAUUCCCUCAAUUCCAGCUUUGGUGCGAAUUCUUAACUCAAUGGGAGUCUCUAUGAUUGUGAUUGAAGACAAAGAUCUUCAUGCGCCCGGCGAAAAGGUCAACUCUCUUCUGCCCGCCGAUGGAUCCCAGGCCCAGGCCAAUCCUCAUGAGUUUGCCCGCAAGAUCCACACUUUCAUCAGAGAGACCUAUGGCACUGAAAUCAUGAUCACUGCCAGAAUCGAGUCAUUCAAUACCCGUAUUGUGAUGGAUGAUCCCGAAGAGGACGCUGCAUCCGUCCGCAACGCCCUUGCAGAUGCUUUGUCCCGAGCUGAAAUCUACACGGACGCCGGUGCCGACGCGGUCAUGAUUCAUAGCAAGAGCAAAGACCCUGACGAAGUCCUUGAAUUCAUCCGUGCAUUCCGUGCAAAGAAUCCUCAUAUCCCUGUUGUAGUGGUUCCUACUACCUACUCCACUACCCCACGCCAAACCCUGAUUGAUGCCGGCGCAAACGUGAUCAUCUAUGCCAAUCAUUUGAUGCGAGCCAAGAUUAAGGGAGUUCACAAAGUUGCUAAAGCCCAGCUUGAGAUCAAUCCAGCUCUUUUCGCCGACAAUGAAGAAGCACGAGCUUCCCUUGAUGCUCAGAACUACGGCAGCCUUCUACGAGUUCUAAAGAAAAUGGAUUUUGAGAAUGGAAAGAAUGCCGAAGCGAUGACGUUUUACGUGGCAGCAAAGCAACGCGCUAUCAGCUCUAUGGCAAGAGCUACUUUGGAAUUGCUCUUGGGAGAUAAAUCCGGUUGUGAGGCUGAUUCACUGAUGAUCACUGUGAAGGAUCUGCUGAAGAUCAAUUCCUAUGAGGUGGGACAGCUUUGA
This is a messenger RNA of Penicillium malachiteum, 1143 nucleotides long. RefSeq lists its product as uncharacterized. The transcript has a single exon. The record is from RefSeq and is a predicted model, not a curated record. NCBI's taxonomy places the organism in Eukaryota, Fungi, Ascomycota, Eurotiomycetes, Eurotiales, Aspergillaceae. The coding region runs from base 1 to 1143 and encodes 380 amino acids. Gene Ontology annotation, molecular function: catalytic activity.